CGUUGCCAGCCCUGGAGGAUUCCUGCCGUGAAGGAAGAGUCGCGGGCGGCAGCCAGCGUGGCCAACUGGGCGUCGGCACGUGGAAGCCCAGGUGUGAUCAGCAAUGGAAGAGAGACCUGGCUUACCUACCACAUACGAAAGAACAGUUUACAAAAACCCCUCCGAGCACCACUACAUGAAGGUCUGCCUAGAGUUUCAAGACCGAGGGGUCGGACUGAGUGCUGCCCAGUUCAAACAGCUAAUCAUCUGGGCUUUGAAGGACCUCUUUGGGGAGGUUGGUGCUGCUUUGCCCGUGGAUAUCCUGACAUACGAAGAGAAGACCUUGUCGGCCAUUCUGAGAAUCUGCAGCAGUGGGCUUGUCAGGUUGUGGAGCUCCUUGACCCUGCUAGGAUCGUACCAAGGCAGAAAAUGUGCUUUCAGGGUGAUUCAGGUUUCUCCCUUUCUACUUGCAUUGUCUGGUAAUAGUAGGGAACUCAUAUUGGACUGAAGAGACUUCAAUUUCGGAAGACUCUCAAAAC
This is a messenger RNA of Echinops telfairi (small Madagascar hedgehog), 518 nucleotides long. RefSeq names its product ribonuclease P/MRP subunit p14 (gene RPP14). Lineage: Eukaryota; Metazoa; Chordata; Mammalia; Afrosoricida; Tenrecidae. The transcript has 6 exons. Gene Ontology annotation, biological process: tRNA 5'-leader removal. Gene Ontology annotation, cellular component: ribonuclease P complex. Bases 104 to 487 code for a protein of 127 amino acids. The record is from RefSeq and is a predicted model, not a curated record.